Molecule: messenger RNA, 519 nt
Organism: Lichtheimia ornata
Lineage: Eukaryota; Fungi; Mucoromycota; Mucoromycetes; Mucorales; Lichtheimiaceae
Exons: 1
Coding region: 1-519 (172 amino acids)
Source: RefSeq, a predicted model, not a curated record
AUGUCUUUCAGAGUCACUAAGUUCAUCUCAGCACCUUACGGUUCUCGUUAUUGCUUGGGUGAGCAACCUCUCUUAUCGGUGGAUCACGUCAGCAACGAGCAACAAGUAACACUUGAUAUCUUUUGCAGCCAGCAUGCUUUAUUUCACCAUUUGGUGAUCCUCGUUACCAAGCAACGUUCGAUUCCUUUGAUGGACAUGGUGGAAAGCACGUAUGAUAUCGGUGGAUCAUAUCAGCAACGAACAGCAACGCCAAGUAUAUACUUUGGUAUCAUCAAACUUUAUCCUAUCAUCUGGUGGUUUUGGUUAUUGGCAACUCGUUUGAUGGGCAUCUCUCAGCCCGCAUCUCUUACCGGUGGAUCAUACCGUAUCAGCAACAAGCAGCAGGGUGUAUAUCGUUGUGUGGCAUCAUGCUUAUUCGACUUCUACAUGGCUCUGGUUAUCACGCAAUGCUCCAUUCCUUUACAAAACGGUUCCCAACAUUCGUCUUUUGUAUGGUCUCCUCUGCAGGAAGGAAGGUAG